CUUCGGGGCCCCGCCCCGCUCUGGGCGGUCGUGCGUUCUGCGCUCCUCGGACUCUGCCCGAUCCGACCCGACGCCGGGGCAGCGAAGCUCCGGGGUGGGUCGGGAUCUGGGUCAUGGCGGUUCGGGGCCCCGCGCCGGGGGCUGGCGCCAGGCCCAGAUUAGAUCUGCAGUUUCUCCAGCGAUUCCUGCAGAUACAAAAGGUUUUGUUUCCCUCUUGCUCAUCACAGAAUGCCUUGAUGUUCCUGACCCUUUUGGGUGUGGCCCUCCUGGAACAACUGGUCAUCUACCAGGUUGGCUUGAUCCCCAGUCAAUACUACGGGGUCCUGGGAAACAAAGACUUGGAUGGGUUUAAGACCCUGACAUUCCUGGCUGUUGUGCUCAUCGUUCUCAACUCCAUGCUGAAGAGCUUUGACCAGUUCACCUGCAACCUGCUGUAUGUGAGCUGGAGGAAGGACCUCACCGAGCAUCUCCACCACCUCUACUUCCGCGGCCGCGUGUACUACACCCUCAACGUGCUGCGGGAUGACGUCGAUAACCCGGACCAGCGCAUCAGCCAGGACGUGGAGCGGUUCUGCCGGCAGCUCAGCAGCAUGGCCAGCCAGCUGAUCAUCUCCCCCUUCACCCUCGGCUAUUACACCUACCAGUGCUUCCAGAGCACAGGCUGGCUCGGGCCCGUGAGCAUCUUCGGGUAUUUCAUCCUGGGGACCGUGGUGAACAAGAUGUUGAUGGGGCCCAUUGUGGCGAAGCUGGUGCAGCAGGAAAAGCUGGAGGGGGAUUUCAGGUUCAAGCACAUGCAGAUCCGUGUGAAUGCUGAGCCUGCUGCUUUCUUCAGAGCUGGGCAUGUGGAGCACAUGAGGACGGACCGCAGGCUGCAGAGACUCCUUCAGACCCAGCGGGAGCUGAUGUCCAAGGAGCUCUGGCUGUACAUCGGUAUCAACACGUUUGACUAUCUGGGCAGCAUCCUGAGUUAUGUUGUGAUCGCAAUCCCCAUUUUCAGUGGCGUCUAUGGAGACCUUAGCCCCACAGAGCUCAGCACCCUGGUCAGCAAGAAUGCCUUCGUGUGCAUUUAUCUCAUCAGCUGCUUCACCCGGCUCAUCGACCUCUCCACCACGCUCUCGGAUGUGGCUGGUUACACACACAGGAUUGGGGAGCUUCAGGAGACCCUGCUGGACAUGACCCUGAAGUCACAGGACGGCGAGCUCCUGGACGAGAGCGAGUGGGACUCACACAGGGCCCCAGGAUGGCCAGCAGCAGAGCCAGCGGACACAGCCUUUCUCCUUGAUCGGGUCUGCAUCUCCGCGCCCUCCUCUAACAAGCCCUUAAUCAAGGAUCUGAGCCUGAAGAUCUCCGAGGGGCAGAGCCUGCUCAUCACCGGCAACACGGGCACCGGCAAGACGUCCUUGCUCCGAGUGCUGGGUGGCCUCUGGGCGAGCACACGGGGCUCAGUGCAGAUGCUGGUGGACUUUGGACCCCAUGGGGUGCUGUUCCUGCCACAAAAGCCAUUCUUCACCGACGGCACCCUUCGGGAGCAGGUGAUAUACCCCCUGAAGGAGAUCUACCCGGACUCAGGUUCUACCGAUGAUGAGAGGAUCAUGAGGUUCUUGGAGUUGGCAGGCCUGUCCGACUUGGUGGCACGGACAGAGGGGCUGGACCACCAGGUCGAUUGGAACUGGUAUGACGUUCUGUCCCCCGGAGAGAUGCAGAGGCUGUCUUUUGCCCGGCUCUUCUACCUGCAGCCGAAGUACGCAGUGCUUGAUGAAGCCACCAGCGCCCUGACGGAGGAGGUGGAGAGUGAACUCUACCGCGUCGGCCAGCAGCUAGGCAUAACGUUUAUCAGCGUGGGACAUCGGCGCAGCCUCGAGAAGUUUCACUCCUUGAUUCUGAAACUCUGCGGAGAAGGCAGGUGGGAACUGACCAGAAUCAAAGUGGAAUGAAGCCAAGGAUGUGGCUGGCCGCUGAAAGGAGAGCCCAGCUCGGGGCAUGGCAGUGCCCAGGAGACACCCAGAGGCCCCAGGUUCGUCUCACAGGUUCUCUGCAGGGAGCGCUGGCAGCAGUGGCCCACCGAGGUGUGGCCUCCAUGGGGUGCUAGUCUUGCCAGGCCUCCUGCUACCUCAGCCAGAGUGCCAUACAUUUGAAGUGCUGAUUAUUUACGUACAAAUUACUUCAGAUUUGUUUUCUAAAGAAAAACCUGAAAGUGAGGGCUCUAUAAGAAAUGAAGGAUCAAUGUGGAGAGAAUAUUGGACUUGGAGUCAAGAGAUCAGAAAUCUUUUUAAUUGGUUAAAUUAUACAACAACAGAUUUUUAACUUGAAUCAGCUAUUUAAAUUUUAUAACUUCUUUUUUAUAUAAAAUAUAAACAUUAAAAAUAUUUACAGCUUUC
Molecule: messenger RNA, 2378 nt
Organism: Eptesicus fuscus (big brown bat)
Lineage: Eukaryota; Metazoa; Chordata; Mammalia; Chiroptera; Vespertilionidae
Gene: ABCD4
Product: ATP binding cassette subfamily D member 4
Exons: 19
Coding region: 114-1934 (606 amino acids)
Biological process (GO): very long-chain fatty acid catabolic process; peroxisome organization; long-chain fatty acid import into peroxisome
Cellular component (GO): peroxisomal membrane
Molecular function (GO): ABC-type transporter activity; ATP hydrolysis activity; ATP binding
Source: RefSeq, a predicted model, not a curated record